UUACAAAAUUAAUUUAAUAAAAUAUAGGAGAAGCAGAAACACCAUUUACUUCUCACGUUGAGUGUAGCUCACCAGCCCCAUAUUUGGGGAUAGGCCGAAAUUAGGGUUAGGGAUUUUCAGAUCUGAAAGCAACCAAAAGUCAACUAGUUCAUUCCUUUCAAAGUUCCCCACAUAUAUUCACGAGUCAGGGUUUUGGAAUUAGGGUUUAUUGUGUGUUUGAGUGAAGUGCUUGUUAGGGGUGUACAAGAGGGUAAUUUUGAGCUGCCAAUGCAAUUUGAUUUGAAAUUGGGAGAUUUUUCGGUUAUUUUUGGGCCACCGAAAAACCUGCACAACAAUGUCUUGGGCAAGUCCAGAGGAUAUCUAUACCUCUACUUCUCUUGCUAGCUAUCUUGAUAAAAAACUUCUUGUGUUGCUGAGAGAUGGGCGAAAGCUUUUGGGAACACUUCGUUCUUUUGACCAAUUUGCUAAUGCUGUCCUAGAAGGGGCAUGUGAUCGUGUUAUUGUUGGUGAUCUAUACUGUGAUAUUCCAUUGGGUCUUUAUAUUAUCCGUGGGGAAAAUGUCGUGUUAAUUGGCGAGUUGGACGUAGAUAAGGAGGAACUUCCACCCCACAUGACUCGCGUUCCUGAAGCAGAGAUAAGAAGGGCCCAAAAAGCAGAAAGGGAGGCUACAGAUCUUAAAGGUUCAAUGAGAAAGAGGAUGGAAUUCCUUGAUAUGGACUGAAGUUUCUUGCUGAUACCGGUUUCUGCUUGGGAUUAUGCCAUGCCUUCCGCAAAUAUUAUCGCGGUAGCUGGGUGAUGGCAAAAAAGUAACUAGAAAUGGAUUUGUCUUUUCUCACUGGUGUACUCUAUUUGGCAGUUCAUUGUAACAUCUACAGUAAAUGAUUGCAGGUCGGAUGGGUAAACAGGAAUUGAUGCUAUUAUCUUUUUAUUUGUUCUCCGUUAGAUGUUUUAACUAUGGUUGGUGCACUCAUCUUAUGUUAGUACGAGUCCCUGUGUUGGAUGAUAUGCAGAAUGCUAGACUACGAAGAUGGUAAACAUUAUCCACAGUUCUUCCAUUGUCUUCUUAUUUUAGUCUGGAAGAACGUAAACUUCUAUGGUAGAUUGUAUAGACAUUCGUCGUUUUAUCCUGUUGAAAUAACAGCUAAUUUUGUUUACAUUCC
Nicotiana attenuata is the source of this 1160-nucleotide messenger RNA. RefSeq names its product sm-like protein LSM1B. Gene Ontology annotation, biological process: deadenylation-dependent decapping of nuclear-transcribed mRNA. Gene Ontology annotation, cellular component: P-body; Lsm1-7-Pat1 complex. Lineage: Eukaryota; Viridiplantae; Streptophyta; Magnoliopsida; Solanales; Solanaceae. The record is from RefSeq and is a predicted model, not a curated record. Bases 335 to 721 code for a protein of 128 amino acids. Gene Ontology annotation, molecular function: RNA cap binding. The transcript has 5 exons.